AUGUCGUACUACGGUGCUCCCCCUCAAGCCCCGUAUGGCCAGCCAUAUGGACAGCCUCCAUACGGGCAGGCUCCCGGAGGCUAUGACCGCCCCCCGUAUGAUAACCGCCCGCCAUACGGACAGCCCCCCCAAGACCGCCCUCCAUACGAACAGACUCCUUCUGGCGAGCGUCCGCCAUAUGAGCGCCCCCCAUAUGACCGGCCUCCCUCUGGUGAGCGUCCACCGUACGAGCGCCCCCCAUACGAACAGCCUCCUCCCGGCGACCGUUCGCCAUACGAGCGCCCGCCAUAUGGGCAGCCCCCUCAAGACCAGCGUCCCCCCUAUGACAGACCACCAUACGAUUCAGACCGUUCCUUCGACUCUCGCCCUCCCUAUUCUUCUGCACCACCUUCUGCCCGUCCUCCUCAAUUCCCCCCACCACCUCUUCCCAUGGGCUGGGUCCAGGAGUGGGAGCCCAACGCCCGCCGCGCCUUCUGGGUUGAGGUAGCCACGGGAAACUCCCAGUGGGAACAGCCUCUUGGCGAUAGCUCGCGUGACAUGGGUCCUCCCGGGGGCCCUCCCCCUAUCAUGAGCCCCCCUCCUUCCGGCCCGAUUAGCCCUCCCCCCGGUGGCUACUACGGCGGCCCCCCUCCCCAGGAGGGAGGCUACUACCCUCCUCCUCAGGGCGAGACCGAGGAAGAGCGAAAGAAGAGUGAUAGGAAGAAGAUGCUCAUGGGAGCCAUGGGAGGUUUGGCGGUUGGUGGUAUUGCCGGAGCUGUUCUUAACCAUGAAUUUGGUGGCGACAGCAGCUCCGAUUCUGAGAAGGAAGAAGAAGAAGAAGAAGAAGUCGAGCACAAGAUCGUGGAGCAGCACAUUUACCACCACUACGAUGAGCCUCCUGAGGAGCGCUCUUAUUCCCCUCCGGUGGAUGAUUGGUAG
Messenger RNA from Aspergillus pseudonomiae, 918 nucleotides. Its product is annotated as WW domain protein. The transcript has 2 exons. The coding region runs from base 1 to 918 and encodes 305 amino acids. NCBI's taxonomy places the organism in Eukaryota, Fungi, Ascomycota, Eurotiomycetes, Eurotiales, Aspergillaceae. Gene Ontology annotation, molecular function: protein binding. The record is from RefSeq and is a predicted model, not a curated record.